Leptidea sinapis is the source of this 2007-nucleotide messenger RNA. Its product is annotated as U-scoloptoxin(01)-Cw1a-like. Gene Ontology annotation, molecular function: chitin binding. The transcript is spliced from 4 exons. Gene Ontology annotation, cellular component: extracellular region. The record is from RefSeq and is a predicted model, not a curated record. Lineage: Eukaryota; Metazoa; Arthropoda; Insecta; Lepidoptera; Pieridae. Bases 49 to 585 code for a protein of 178 amino acids.
CGGCAGUCUAUUGAAGACCGUUUAAGAGGUUAUACAUAGCUUUGUACAAUGUGUGGGGAAAUGGGAAAGGCAGUUCUUAGGGCUCUUACGGGGGCCCUCCUGUGCGGUCUGGUGUCCGAUGCAGCCUAUCUACAGCAAUACGAAGACUAUCCUCAAUACCAACAAGUGUACCGCAAGCCUCUCCGGGAGCAUGAGAAGCCACAAGACCUGCGCAACGUGCCAGGAGUUCCAGGAGUUGACUACCCGAUCUACCACGUGGUUCCGGAGACCAGGUUCUCGUGCGCCCAUGUACCUGUACACCCUGGAAUGUACGCCAAUGUUGAGACUGGAUGCCAGGCGUAUCACGUUUGUCACGACGGCCGGGAAGGACACCAAGGAGCUUCGUUCUUGUGCACAAACGGAACUCUCUUCGACCAGGCGAAGUUCGCGUGUGACUGGUGGUACAAUGUGGACUGCUCGCAGGCUAUUGAACAUUACAAGCUGAAUGCUGAUCCAUUGAAGAACCCGUAUGUUCCGAAACCUAAACCGCAACCAGUGCAGCAUGAACCAGAAGUACCAUACGGCAUUUAUUAUAAGGAACACUAAACUAUUACACCGAAAGUAAGACAAGGCCGGCUGUUUCAAAUUAAUUUUUACAUAAAACAUAAAAUUUUCAGCGUCACCUUACUUUGAUAUCAAUUUAACUGUUUUGUUCAAGCGGCCUUUAACCGUCGCCAUCCUUUAUACACUCAUUUACUUAAAGUUAAGGAUACACAAGCAAGUUCAAAGUUAAGUUAUGAUAUAACUUGGUAGAUAUUAUCUUCAUUUAGAAUGACCGACCCGCCUGGUUUUCUUAUAGGAUAUUGUUAUCAGCCGCAGACUUAGAUUAUACUAACGUUUAGACAGACAACAUACAGCCCGAUAACGCGGGAAAUAUUUGGAUUUGUCAAUGUAUGCUUUAGUAAGCUCAACCGACGGUCAGCGCUAACGUCGGUCGAGCGUAGCGUGUAUCCGUACGCGCCGACCAUGUUGCGUUUAGUGCUCAGCUUGAUUUCGCGUGUACAAUUGCGAAGAAAAAUGAAUCCAUUUUAAAUAUUUUUAAUAUGUGCGUACUACUUUCGCAAACGAUUACGGAAUAGAAGACUUUGAAGAUAUCAUGUUUACCCAGUUAAUAUAGAGCGUCAAAUUGAAGGAGAAAUUAAAUAAAAUAUUCGAACAUGCCGUAGUGCUGGAACACAAUUUUUUGUUUACGAAUUUUGAAUACGAUGUUACAUACGCGCGUACGGUCGGUCGCUCGGUCAGCGUCGCACUGAACGCACUAAUUUAUAGUCAAAGCGCGUCAGCGGACCGCCGUACGUCGGACCGACGAGCUCGACCGAUGAUUAUCGUCAACGUGACGUCGUAGCUCUACGCGCGUAGCAAUUCAUAUCGCGACAAUUCAGACGCUCAACCGACGUCAUUGCUGAUCAUCGGUCAUUGCUGAGCACUAAAUGCAGCCUAAGCUUAAUAUUAAAACUACGAAGGAACUUGUAAAUCAAAAUUGGUUACGGUAACAACAGAUAGGCUUUCCAUUUCUAUCUUGCUGUAUCUCCGUUAGAUAAGAUCUUCUCUAAUGCGAGCUGUGUUUGUCUAUGCACUAGUUUAUUGUUAAUCUAUAAUUUUAGCAUCAUCACAUCAGAACGAAAUUUUAAACACCCAAUAUUCCAAAUCUUUUACUAAAAUUCAAUUAUUUUUAGUAAAAUUGUCUUUUCACAUAGGCACAUAAUUACCUACAGAUAAGUAGAUCCAAAUUUGCAGAAUCUGAAAAUUUAAAUCAAAUCAAAAGCCUUUUAAUAAUAGGCUAACACCAAAAUGGCGCCCUAUUUAUUUAUCACUUCAUUAAACAUUUCACAUUAUUUAUAUUCAUAUAUUAUAUUUUAUAUUAAUCUUGCCGAAUUCAUCAUAAGGUUAAUAAUACUCAUAGCUUAUAAUAAUGGGUAAUAAAUUAAGACAAAUUAUGAUUAGAUUUAAUAAAAAUAACGCACAAUA